This is a messenger RNA of Botrytis byssoidea, 2775 nucleotides long. RefSeq lists its product as uncharacterized. Gene Ontology annotation, molecular function: carbohydrate:proton symporter activity. Gene Ontology annotation, biological process: transmembrane transport; carbohydrate transport. Bases 1041 to 2624 code for a protein of 527 amino acids. NCBI's taxonomy places the organism in Eukaryota, Fungi, Ascomycota, Leotiomycetes, Helotiales, Sclerotiniaceae. The record is from RefSeq and is a predicted model, not a curated record. The transcript has 4 exons. Gene Ontology annotation, cellular component: membrane.
AGGCAGAAGAAUACAGCUCGUAUGGAUCAUACCUAAGAAAAACACGAAUGCUUUUUACAAAUUAAAACAUCUACCCCGCAAUCCUUCUCACAUCGUACAGCAUAUCAAAGUAGCAGCCAAGAGCACUCUCUAUACAAUGGCUAGCUGUCCCUUCUCCAAACAUGCAACUUUAGUACUCCGCACUUGCGGCUGAAUAUCCGCAUGCAUUUUGGCUGCAGAAAAAUCGAUACCAAGAAUAUCACCGACUGCAAGUCGUUGUAUCAAUAGUAAAAACAAAUUGUAACGUCAAGCUUUCAUACCGUGUGGGCCGCUCGUAACGUAUCAUUGAAUAUAUAUUUGAGGGAAUUGAGUUUAGCUUCUGAUGUAUACAUAAAAGUUCAAUCUGAACCAAGCUCCGCUCUUAGAUAUACUACCUAUAUAUGUAGAAGCGGUGAUAAUGAUAAGUAAACGUUCUGAAGACAUACCCGCCUUGUUCUAUUCGUCAAGACAUGCUGCUGACUCAGACUGAACGCAACCAUGUACCCCGACUUCGGUACAUGACUUCAAACAAGGCCAAUUCAUUACUGAACUACCAUUCCAACGUCGUCAAGUUACCUAUCUACCUUCCUAAUUCAGUUGUCCUUUCCGUGAUGUCUAUCUAGAGUUGUCGGUUUGCCGGGAGUGCCAAGAUCGCGGGGAUUGCACCCACCCCCAUUUUGGUAAUCUGAUAUCAUAUCAUAACGUCGCAUCCCGUAUCUGCAGAAGUAUGAGUUGCAGCUUAUCAUCGAUAAGUAUCUAUGGAUGCAUUGAUCUCUUCUGCUUUCGCAAGCGCGAUAAGGAUUGAAGAUUUAAUGAAGGGUUUCCUCAAGAUCUUCAUACGAUAUAGCAUGAUUCCAACGGGUGUGUUUGAGGAUACACAGUGGGUGACGAUUUACGAAUAUUGGAUAUCGGAUAUUGCGCAUUAGACAACAAUAUCUUUCGGGAUCAGUUUCACAUUCUAAGGAUACUAGUUUGAUCUUGAAGUCUCUCAUCUCCUCCUCAUAAUCCAUCCAGGAAUCAAGAUGCGGAAAUCAGAAGACAUGACCACAAAACCACAUCUCCAAGAUGUAUCCCUCCCCAUCGACCCCCCGCAUCUCCCUAACAAACAAACGCACCUCGAUGCGCAAACUGCGACGGAAAUCGAGCAUUCCAUGUCUUUUCGCGAUGCGCUUCGUCUCUACCCCGCUGCGAUAGCUUGGUCUGCAUUUUUCUCUCUCGGAAUAAUCAUGACGGCUUUUGAUCCCCAAUUACUGGGAAGUUUAUAUGCGACACCUGCUUUCCAAAAGGAUUUUGGAUAUAAAUACAAAGGAGAUUAUAUCGUGAGCGCGCAAUGGCAGACGGCGUUGGGCAUGGGAAAUCCGAUUGGACAGGUGGUGGGAGCGUUACUUAUUGGGUAUCCGAUGGAGUGGUACGGAAGGAAAUGGACAUAUAUGGCAUGUGUAUCCGGUACUGCAGCAUUUAUCUUCGUGCAGUUCUUCGCGCGGUCUCUCCCUGUUCUUCUCGUGGGUGAACUUAUCGGCGGUCUCAUCCUAGGCACAUAUACUACCAUUGCCCCAACCUACGCAUCGGAGGUAUGUCCCAUAGCACUUCGCGGUCAUCUAACUUCAUAUGUCAAUCUUUGUUUCGUGAUGGGUCAACUCAUUGCAAAUGGGGUUAUUGCUGGAACGUCUCGUCUCGAUAAUCAUUGGGCAUAUAGUGCUCCAUUUGCAAUUCAAUGGCUCUGGCCCAUUAUCAUUUUGAUUGGUAUCCCUUUCGCGCCCGAAUCGCCUUGGUGGUUGGUCAGGAAUGACAGACUUGAAGAAGCAGAGAAAUCGCUGGAUAGGCUGUCAUCGAAGGAAGUUAAUAAUAAACUUGUUCUGGCGAUGAUGAUUGAGACGGAUAGGUUGGAGUUGGAAAUGGAGACGGGAACAACUUAUUGGGAUGUUUUUAAUAAGACUAAUAUUAGGAGAACGGAGAUCGCAAUUGCGGUUUUUGUGACGCAGGUUUUCAGUGGAAUUUACUUAGUGGGCUAUGCGGCCUAUUUCUUUCAACUUGCUGGUCUGGCUGGAUCAAAAGCAUUUGAUAUGAGCGUCGGGUUUCUAGCCGUUGGCUUUGUAGGAACCCUUUUGUCAUGGAUUUUGAUAUCAAAAUUCGGUCGACGACGCAUCUACAACGUCGGACUCGCGUUACUCACAACCAUUAUGUUUCUUAUUGGGAUUCUGGAUUGUGUACCAAAUUACGUGAAUCGUCCAGGUGUCAUCUGGGCACAAUCGACCCUCAUGAUCGUUUGGAAUGGUAUUUUCGAUCUUAGUGUUGGGCCCGUUUGCUACACGAUUUUUUGUGAGGUAUCAGCGACUAAAGUUCGUUCGAAAACUAUUGCUGUGGCUACGGCAAUGCAAGCACUUGUUGGGAUAGUCAUGACAGUUGCUAUUCCUUAUAUGAUUAAUCCGGAUCAAGCAAAUUGGAGAGGAAAGAUCGGAUUUUUCUAUGGUGGUUGUUCGGUAUUUUGUCUUAUCUGGUGUUGGCUCAGAGUUCCAGAAACCAAAGGAAGGACGUAUGAAGAAUUGGACCUGAUGUUCGCAAGAGGUGUCAAGACGAGAGACUUCAAACAUUACAAGAUUGUGUAAUGUAUAUCCACUCCAGUUUGACCUGUUGAAGGAAUUAAAAAUAGCACUUUUACUUACAGAUAUACUGGUUUCGUCUAACGUUUCGUUCUCAUUUUCACCACUGUACCUUUUGAUGCAUCAUCUUGUGCAUGGUUGAUGACAGUGAACUUAU